This is a messenger RNA of Serpula lacrymans var. lacrymans S7.9, 1466 nucleotides long. RefSeq lists its product as uncharacterized. The coding region runs from base 37 to 1278 and encodes 413 amino acids. The transcript has 6 exons. Gene Ontology annotation, biological process: proteolysis. Gene Ontology annotation, cellular component: fungal-type vacuole. Gene Ontology annotation, molecular function: aspartic-type endopeptidase activity. The record is from RefSeq and is a predicted model, not a curated record. Lineage: Eukaryota; Fungi; Basidiomycota; Agaricomycetes; Boletales; Serpulaceae.
UUGCUGCGCCCCUUCCUUCCUUCCUAAACCCACACAAUGUUGCUAUCCGCUUUCGCUCCCCUGCUCCUCCUUCCUUACGCUGCCGCUGCAGGUGGAGUCCACAAGCUAAAGCUUCACAAGCUCCCCAAGGUUUCUCCUAACCAUGGUCUGGAGUCCGCCUACCUAGCAGAGAAGUAUGGAGCAGAGACAACCUACCAACAGCUCCCUUUAAUGGGCGCGGGUGGUGCAGGCCGUCACAUCCGACCCGACCGUCCUGAAGACAGUGAUCUCUUCUGGACACAAGAGGAGCUCGUAAAGGGUGGCCACGGGGUCCCUUUAACCAACUUCAUGAAUGCGCAAUACUACACCGAGAUCACGCUUGGUUCUCCUGCUCAGACUUUCAAAGUCAUCCUUGACACUGGGUCGAGUAAUCUGUGGGUCCCGAGUUCGAAGUGCACUUCAAUUGCCUGUUUCUUGCAUACCAAGUAUGACUCUUCAUCAUCAUCAACAUACAAGGCCAAUGGUACAGAGUUCUCAAUCCAAUAUGGAUCUGGCUCCAUGGAGGGCUUUGUUUCUCAAGAGUCGAUGAAGAUCGGUGAUCUUUCCAUUCAACAUCAAGACUUUGCCGAAGCUACCAAAGAGCCUGGACUUGCAUUUGCCUUUGGAAAGUUCGAUGGUAUCUUGGGUCUUGGCUAUGACACUAUCUCAGUCAAUCACAUCACGCCUCCCUUUUACAAUAUGAUUGAUCAGGGGCUCCUUGAUGAACCGUUGUUCUCUUUCCGCCUUGGUUCCUCUGAGGAUGAUGGAGGUGAAGCCGUCUUCGGUGGUAUUGAUUCAAGCGCCUAUACUGGUAGCAUUACCUAUGUUCCUGUCCGUCGUAAGGCUUACUGGGAAGUCGAGCUCGAGAAGGUCUCUUUCGGUGGUGAUGAGCUUGAUCUCGAGAAUACCGGAGCUGCUAUCGACACGGGUACCUCUUUGAUCGCCCUCCCCACCGACGUUGCGGAGAUGCUUAACACGCAAAUUGGUGCAACGAGGUCAUGGAAUGGUCAAUAUCAAGUUGACUGCGCCAAAGUGCCUAGUUUACCUGAGCUGUCGUUUUACUUUGGCGGAAAGCCUUACCCACUGAAGGGCACUGAUUAUAUCCUCAAUGUGCAAGGCACAUGUAUUUCUGCUUUUACUGGUCUUGAUAUCAAUCUGCCAGGGGGUGCUCUGUGGAUCAUUGGUGAUGUAUUCCUGCGACGUUACUUCACAGUUUACGACCUGGGUAGGGAUGCUGUUGGGUUCGCAACUGCUGCCUAAGGAUAUCAUGAAUAUGAAUACCACGUUGUCCGAGCACUGGAUUUCCGUAGAUAACCUUUUGCUCCGGUGUUAUUGCUCUGCACAUUAACUGACAACGUUUUUCACGUCGAUUAAUGUAUGAUUUUCCAUGUAUAAUAUCCACUGUUUGUGACUUUUGCAUCGAACUUGCCAACUGCACAUUUCCCACA